Molecule: messenger RNA, 5529 nt
Organism: Mizuhopecten yessoensis (Yesso scallop)
Lineage: Eukaryota; Metazoa; Mollusca; Bivalvia; Pectinida; Pectinidae
Exons: 8
Coding region: 158-1075 (305 amino acids)
Source: RefSeq, a predicted model, not a curated record
AUAAUUUAAAGACUGGGUUAUUAAGUGUUAUUUUGUUUACACUCAGGAAACAGGAAACUAGACCAGUCUUGUCAGGAAUCUGAACACAGCGCCGGUGAGAUAGAAAGAGAUUGUUUCAGCCACUGAUUGUUACAGUGUUUAGUGAUCAGAAGUGACGAUGGGUGAUUCUGGUUCGAGGGCAUGUUUUAUAAUUUUGGGAGUAAUAGUUGUUAUUGCUGCCUUAGUCAUUGGCUUGGUCACCACGUCACUGAAAAAACUCGCCAGCGAUGAAGUGGGAAUCCAGUAUGAUACGAUUCAAAGGAACCUUGCCCAGGACGUCAGAAAGGAAGGUCUCCAUACCGGGCCUCCUGGAUUUGAGUUUAUCAUCUUUCCCAGCGUCUACCGAUCCAUGGCCUUCAAUGACCUGACUUGUCUGAACAAAGAUGGCGUACAGAUUGUUCUGGACGUGACCUAUCAGUACAAGGUCAAGGCCCCAAAGCUCCGUGAAGUGAUCGUUGACUUCCGUGAUUACGACGGCUACAAGGAUGUUCUGAAGUAUGCAGGUCAGUCAGCUCUCCAUGAGUCCUGCAGCCAGUUCAACACCUCCCAAUUCCAGUCAGAGAGAGGGUCAUUCCAAGAAUUGGUCCGAGAAAAGCUCAAGACAAGAUAUGGGGAGUUGAACGCUGGCAUCACAGAUCUACAGGUCAGCAACAUUGCCCGCCCUGCUGAAUAUGAGAGUGCCAUCAGGAGCAAAGAGAGGGCAAGAGAAGAUAUCAAGGUUGCAUUGAAUGAGAGACCACGACUCCUUACUGAAGCUGACACAGGGAAGAGAGAGGCAGAGACUCAGGCAGAGAUCAUCAAGGACAAAGCUAUGUCAGAGGCAAGGAUUCUUGAAAACAGGGCCGUCUCUGAAGCCAACUCAAUUAUAGCCCAGUACUCUAAGGAAGCUGAAGCAUAUGAGCUGAUUCUCAGUUCGUCUGGACUGGCAUUUACAGUUGAGGGAUUCAUUUCCUACCUUGGUGUCCGAGUCAUUGCUGAUGCUAAGAAUCCUGUCUACAUCGGACUGCAGAGUCCAGCGAAAUCGUCCUACACAUAGACGGGGGUUGUAGUGUACAGUAUAUUGGGACCGAGUUUAAGUGUCCAGUGUGUUUUGGCAUGAGUUAGGUGUCCAGUAAAUCGGACCAGGGUUAAUGAUCCCAGUACAUGGCAUCCAUAAUAUUGUGACACAUUAAAUUGGCCCAGUAUAUUGUGACACAGUUAAAGUGCCAAGUUCAUAGACUCUGUUUUUGAAACCUGUCCUUUAUAAAAGUAACGCGUCCAAAUGUGUGUGCCAGCUAAUGAGUUAAUGUGAGUUCAACUGAUUAACAACGAAAAUAUUUUUUGAAAUUUAUUAAGAUUUUUUAACGUUAUAUUUGGAUCAGAGAAUUCCAAGUCCAAUGGAAAAAGUGAUGUGAUGGUAUUCUUACUUUUGUAUAAUGUCUUUGCAAUAAAAGCAAACUAUUUUGAUAAACAUAUCAAAUUACUAUUUGAACUUACACAGCAAUUCAAGCCCUAUUCUGUAAAACGUAAUGAAGGAUAAGAUGAAAUUCAACGUCAUUCAUAAAGGAAAUCUGAAGCCUAAAAUCAGGUUAUUAUUAUACACAAUCUUUAAUCAUACUGCAAAUAUUCAUAUUGUGAUCAAAUAUUUAAGUUUGGUUUAGGAGAAAUAUGAAAGGAUAUUAAACUUUUACUUUAGACAGAAACAAUGUAUGUAUUAAGUGUGGCACCAUUUCACAAAGUUUCAAGACCAACUGGUCCCUUUGUCAAGCUAUGACUAAUAUUUAUUACCAAACUGAUGAAUUUUACUGAAGAAUUAUGAAGGCUUGUUUUAGGAGUUUGAUCAGUGUGCAUUGCAAAAUCUAUCAUAAUCGUCUAACUUAUGUCGUAAAUGCACCAUUAUCUAUGGAUCCCCUCAUCUCAAUUCAUAAUAUUAAUACAUACCAGUAUGGUAUUACGAGUUUUAAUAUAAAUUUUAUGGACAGAUGAAAAUUAUUUAAAUCGUUUUUGCCAUUGAAACCUUUGAAACUGAGCAUAAGAAAUAGGCGUAGAGAUAAACUUUCAAUGUAUUUGUGCCUUUCUAUCAAAACCAGCCCAUAUGAGGACAGAUCACCACUGUGGAAUGUCAUUCAUAUGGCGUUUGAAUCUCAUAACACAACAUGUUCUAUAGUGGCAUUUCCUAAGUAUAAUGCAUGAAAACAAAUAAGACUCUCAGGUCGAUUGUAAGACUACAUUCCUCUAUUGUAUUUUUCUGUCUGUUUUUUCAUGUGUUGUUUUGAAAAUAAGUUAAAAAAAAAACAAUGUAAGAUACUCUGAUAUAUAAACUAUAUGCAUUCUUAUGAUAUAUUCUGCCUUACUGUGACUUUCUUGUCUUUUUUUUCAAAAGAAUUUCAAAUUUAAAAGUAUGUUAAACAUCUGUUUUAGGUAAUAAUUUGAAAGUCAAGAGUUAAAGGAUCUAACUAUUAGAUAUCAAAGCAUCAAUAUAUUGUAAUACUGAUCAAUUUAACUCAUUGACCCCUACAAUUUUAAACUGGACUUGCCCAGUCUUUGUUAUGGUAAGGUUCAAAUGUGACUUUAGGGGUGAAUGAGUUAAUGGUCAUACAUUAUUAGUCUUUGUGUAUUCAUUCAGUUGUUCGAUUUUAAUUCUUCGCCUUAUUUAUUUUCUAACAUCAUAUCUAUUUCAUUUGUUUUUUUAGAUUUUUUCAAGAUAAAUUAUGUUCAGUGUUAUAUCUGUACACUGGAAUAUUUGUUAUGCCCGUCGUGAAAAUUUCUACAAAUAAUUUUGUUCUGAUUUGUCCCCGUAUAUUUAUUUACUUAUAAGAAAAAUAACAGCAAAUACCAAUUUCAUAGCAAUUUUACUUGUAUAUAUGCUAUACAAUGCAAUUAUUUACAACCAAAAUGUCUUUUGUAUAAUACCUUUGUUAAAUCAAUGCACAUCAGGAUACCUCAUUUGUCCAAACUUUUAUUUUUGAAAACGUAUGUAGUAAAUUAAGAGCAUAAACUUGAGAAGAGGUUGUGAUAGUUUAAAUUGAUAUUGAGGGAAUUGUUGCUUUAAUACAUUAUUUGUAUUUGUCUUGGAAUAUUGACGAUAUGGAAGGGGGUUAUAUUUUCAUUUGUAAUAUUGUACAUAUUUUCUUUAGAGAAAUCCAUGUUCACUAUUUGAUUUCACCUCUAUACUGAACUUUGUAUGUACAGUCGGUAUAUGUUGACUGUUCAACUGGAUCAGCAUAAGUUGUCAAAACUCUUGAGUUUUUUAAAACAAAUGUUUUAAAUUUAUAUAAUAAUCGUUAAAAAAAGAACAUCUUUAAAAUAAAAUCUCUGGAAAAAUUGUUUAAAAAAUUGUUACAGGAAAGUAAUUCUUUUGUGCAAUAUUUGUCAGGGAGUAGAUUGACAGGAUGAAAGGGUUAUAUUUUUACUUUUGAAAAAUAUUUUUUAGAGGAAUAUACCUUCAUUAUAUAUAUCAUAAUCUUUUUCCAAUUUCCUUCUUUAAUAUCUCGCAUAUGAUCCAUGUGAUACUGUUGGUUGUUAUUUUAGACUUAUGACCAUUUAUAUCAUUAUGUCUGCAUGUAUUGUAUUGUGACACAGCACAUACAAUGUACUACGCUGAGGGUUUAGUCCUUAAAUGAUGGCAAGGGUAAUUUUAGGCUCAGCUUUAUCAGCGAGUUGCCCUCCACUCAUUCUGAUUGAUAUUUUGUCUUUACUUUUAAACACUAUUUCGUUGUAUAUGUUAACAAGAUAUAGGUGUUUGUCUUUUAUUGGGAAUUGUAUAUUGUUUCACCAUUUAUGAAAUUCUCAAUGAAUGGCCCCAAUCUGUUUCAGUAUAUAAAUAUAUAUGCUUCCAAAGAAUCGGGCUUAUCAGCAGUAAAAUUGGGUAGCUGCACAACAGAUGUACAUGUAUCACGUCACUAUUACCAUAAUUAUUGUAUUUAUAAGGUUAGAAUAAAAAUUAUGUGAUAAUUUUCUCCCCAAAUUCACAUAAAGCAUUUCUUUAUAUCUAGCUUAAAAUGGCACAAAUGAUACCGAAAUUGAAAUUUAGCCUCAACAAUACUGGGAAUAUGAUACAUUAUCAUGUAUCUUACAUAUGAAUGUUACCUCAAUAGAUAUAUUAUUAUGUAUCUUACAUAUAAAUGUUAGCUCGAUGGUGCAUUAAAGUGUGGGUUUUGUAACACAUUUACUUUAAUGUACCCCUAGUUUCAUUGUUUUUAUCAAAUUUUUUUCACCUUUUACAAAUUGUAAUCAUCAUUUUCGAUUUAUUUUUGUCUGUUUGCACUUUUUGCUCACGUGGUUAUCUUUUUAUUUAUUUUAUACCCAAAAGUGAUGGGCACACACAUAUUUAUAUAUAUAGAAUAUACACCUCAUAUAUUGCAUUCUGAGACAGAGCAGGUGACUGUAUCAUGUAUGAAAUCAGUCCUAUGAUGGAACCUUGUACAUUGCCUUUGUCUUUGUCAAUAACAUAUAACAAAUACUGAGCAUCCAGGAUCUUCGGCACACCUAGACCUCGUAAAUUAAUCAAUCCAAUAAAAUGUACAGCAUUUUCCCAUUUUGUAUUUACACAUUUAAAGAAGUCGUUUGGUUUCCAGUUGACCCGAAACAAAAUCCACAUAUUUUUCACUUAAAAACCUUUGAAGAUUACAUUCGUAAAACUAAAGUUCAUGUGCAGAAUAUGAAGAAAUGGCUGAAAUGUACUAGAAAUCAUGAAUAAAAUAUUAAGUACAUCGAAUAAAUGCAUUAGUUCAUCUUUCUAGGCAAAUGCUACACUUUGUCGGAUAAUUGCUAUCAUUAUUGUCAUGCGUUUUACUCCGUUUGUGGAAGGGCAGAGCUGUUUUUGAUUUGGUUGCAUCAAUUUUAAGAUAUGUGGUACAUCGAUAAAUAAUAAUAAUAACAAUGUUUUUUAUUUAAACAAUGUCUAGUUUACAUUAUGGCCCUGCAUCAACUAUAUAUACAAGCAUGACAUAGUUUAAGAUGACAGUAUAACAAUGUAGUAAAUAUACUAUCAUCACAGUCAAUGUAACUUAAAAUUUAGCAAUCCUAAAAAUAGAAUUAAACAGUGAACACUGUUAUAGUGUGUAUUAAAAUGAGACAAUGAAGUCGGUGUUGUAAAAGUAAUUUAGAAUAGAAAAUUAUCAAAUGACAUUUUCCUUUAGCUAGAAACAAGAUGUAGGAAACUUUACUCCUAUAUCAAAAUACCAAUAUAAGGGAAAUAAUCACAGAUACAGCUGUAUGCUAUUCAUACAAUAGAUUGAAUAUCAUAAAAGAAAUGUUUAGAAAUUAGAACUUGAGACUAGUUGUAGUACAUAAAAAAAAUACGGCUGUAUCUUAUAGGCAAUAAAUUGAUGUAGAUGUAGUUGUAAUGAAGUUGAAUUUCUUGGUCCUUGAACCAAUGACGAAAAUUAUUUGGUAGAGUGGAGAGUUAUAAAUAUUUUAGGUUUUAAUCCUGAUUUGGCCCAAAACAUUUCCCUGUUCUGGCAUGUUGUGGAAAUUCUUUUGCCAUCUUAUCUAUGUAAAAGAUUGAAA